Messenger RNA from Brassica oleracea var. oleracea, 531 nucleotides. Its product is annotated as 10 kDa chaperonin-like. The record is from RefSeq and is a predicted model, not a curated record. NCBI's taxonomy places the organism in Eukaryota, Viridiplantae, Streptophyta, Magnoliopsida, Brassicales, Brassicaceae. Gene Ontology annotation, molecular function: ATP binding; protein-folding chaperone binding; metal ion binding. The transcript is spliced from 3 exons. Bases 89 to 385 code for a protein of 98 amino acids. Gene Ontology annotation, cellular component: mitochondrial matrix.
ACUCUAAACCCUACGACCUAGAACAUUCCGUCUCCCCCAAUAAAAAACUCAGAGAACCCUAGAAUUCGCACUCACCACCGAUUGAGAAAUGAUGAAGCGUCUGGUCCCAACGUUCAACCGCAUCCUGGUGCAGAGAGUCAUCCAGCCUGCUAAAACCGAGAGCGGCAUCCUCCUCCCAGAGAAAGCCUCCUCGUUGAACUCGGGCAAGGUGAUAGCAGUGGGACCUGGUUCAAGGGACAAAGAUGGGAAAUUGAUUCCGGUCUCUGUCAAGGAAGGCGACACCGUUCUUCUUCCCGAGUACGGUGGUACUCAGGUCAAGCUCGGCGACAAUGAGUACCAUCUCUUCCGGGAUGAGGACGUCUUGGGAACCUUGCACGAGGACUGAGACUCACAACUAAGAGCCUUCUUGCUGGCUAUGAAUGAAAAGAAAUUCAUAUCUCUCUUUUUUAUAUGUUGGGGUUUGGACUUUGUUGAUUAUCAUUGAUAUUUACCUUAAUAAAUCUUGAAACGAUGCAUCUUCUGAUUCCAAUC